GGGGCGGAGGAAGCAGACUCAUUAGAAUCCUAAAAAAAGAAAGUGUCCGAGAUCAUAAAACAGCCGCCUGGAGGACGCGGCGCUCACUUACAGGCUGAGGCGCAGUGGACGCAUCUUGCCAAGUGUCUGGUUCUAGUAGAGCUUCGGCGUUUCGGCACAUUCGCUUCCUCAGUGUUUCCACUCACACGUCGGGCUUUCUGCGUUUUCAGUUACCGGACUUGAUGGCAGUCAUUUCUCCGAACUUCUGAUCCCCAGGAACAAAAACGUGCCCUCAUCACUUCUCCUCCCUCCACUUCCAUCGGGCGAGCGUGACGCAUGGACACUUCCAGGGCGCACGCUUCCCAUUGAGUGACCGAGUUUUUUGCAGCACUAAGUUCAGUUUUGGGCAACUCCUCGGUGUUUGGUAUAAGGAUGGUCGUCUCUGCAUGGAAUAGAUGCUGUGUUGUGAUGGUUUUCGUCGCCGCACUGAGGACGGGGACGUGCCAGGUGUCGGAGGCGCGUCCGAAGGCAAACGCUAUCAAGCCAGCGCUGUUGGAAGGCUCUCCUACACCGACCACAAACCGCUCCGCCACUGCACACAGUGGGAUCACCAAGAAACACAACACCCUUAACCAGGUGUACCCGUGCAGCAACGACAAGGAGUGCAGCGUGGGCAGCUACUGCCACAGUCCUCAGCAGACGCCGUCCCGCUGCCUCCCCUGCCGCAGGAGGAAGAAGCGCUGCCACCGAGAUGCCAUGUGCUGCCCUGGGAACGGCUGCAGCAACUACAUUUGUGUGCCGAUCUCUGAGAGUGUGCUCUCGCCUCACAUCUCAGCGUUGGACGAGCCCAACAAGCUCUCCAGCAAAGACCAUAACUGGAGGAAGAGCAGCAAAGGCCACGCCAAGCACUCUCUGAAAGGCCACGACGGCGACCCCUGCCUGCGCUCGUCCGACUGCUCCGAGGGCUCCUGCUGCGCUCGCCACUUCUGGACCAAAAUCUGCAAGCCGGUGCUGAGGCAGGGAGAGGUGUGCACCAAGCAGAGGAAGAAAGGCUCUCACGGCUUGGAGAUCUUCCAGCGCUGCGACUGCGCCAAGGGCCUCUCCUGCAAGGUGUGGAAAGAUGCCACCUCCUCGUCCAAGUCCAGGCUGCACAUGUGCCAGAAGAUCUGAAAGCGGAGGCAGCUGUUGUCGGCAUUGGGGCCUGUGUCUCCAUCUGCCAGGGAACGAUUAAAAAAAAAGAAAAAAAGAAAAAGAAAAAGUUGGGUUGUGGCUGUAUUAAAAGAAGUAAAAAGAGACUAACAAGAGACAGAACAGGCUGUGUGGGUCGGAGCUCGCUAUCCGGCACAGCAGAAAGCAAAUGAGAGCGCUUUGUGGUGUUUGCAGCGAGUGGUCUAUGCUCCCUCACACACACACACACGCACACGCACACACACACACACACACACACGCACGCACGCACGCACGCACGCACACACGCACGCACGCACGCACGCACGCACGCACGCACGCACACACACACACACACACCUCACGAAACCACACCUCAUGAGACCAGUGAGCUCAUGAUGUGUUUGCUCCCAACUACAACAAACCCUUUACGUUCUCACGCCAUUCAGGGAGCCACGCGCCAGCAGAUGCUGCGAUAGGUGUGGACCCGUUCUGCGUGCUGCAGCAGGCGUUCCUCAUAAUUAGAGCACAGAUUAUUUACAUAGAAGCCAUAUUCUUACUGCACAGCACACUAUUUACCAAAGCCCAAAGUCCACUUGUCAUGUUCAUACUCUGCCUUUCACUACUGGAUCUGAUUUAGCUGCACUGUGUUGUCUGUUUUUGCUUCACUAACUUCCUUCUUCCAGUUUAGGUGAGACGUUCGACCCGACCAGCGUCUUUAGCCCAUUAAUAGAGUCAUACACAACUGAGGCCAGAACUUGAGUAGCAACCGAGGCUUCACGUGAGGCAUAAUGCUUUGCAAAGCUCAGAAUGAAAGAGCUUUUGCAUUAGAGCGAUGGCUUUCAUCUGAGGCCUCGGGCCGCGAGAAGCGAGCGAAAGCAUCGGUUCUGUUGUGGGAACCCGGACGAUGGACUGAGCUCCAGCUGCACGGGUUAAAGCGCUUCUACCCUCGGCUGCAGGCUUAGACUCAGUGGUCCCGAUACCAGACUGAGAAUGUUUCUGCUUUUCCAAUCAACAGGAUUCAAGGAUACGAUGAAAGUGCAAUUUUUUCCGUUUACAAAGCCAGUGGGACUGGAGACGUGAGAAGAUUGAUUGUAAUUACAAAAACGCUCCACAAACCUGAUGUUAGAGAGAGUUGUCGUUUUAAUCAGCAUUUUGUGGACGACACAAAGUUCUGUUUAUUUCUCCACUGGAGGUGAAGCGAUCCUUUUACAUUACAGCUCCUUCAAACAACCAGUCGUUACCUUCAUAGUCAAUUUUGCUCCUUCUGCUUCCAGGUCCUAGAGCACUACGUACACAUAUUUUGUAACCAUUUAAACAUUUCAAUAAGCUCUUAUAUUGUAAAUAGAUUUGAAACAAUGAAAUGUAUUUAAGAAUCCAUGUAUAUCAUGUACAUAAAGUAAAAAUAUGAUGCUUAAAAGCGAAAGCAAAAGUGAUCUAGGUGAGAAGAGCGAAGGGACGAGACGGGACUUGGGGUGGAUAGACUUAAAGCAUAUAGCGAUGAUAGAAAGUGUACAGAGGAGAGAGGAGCUGACUGAGGUGACAACCUGGAUGCAGCGACGCUAAGAAAAGCAUUCGACUUUCCACAACACUUUGUGUAAAUGGUGUGUAAAUGGUGACGAGAUAUGCCACUAAAUAUUGUUUGUGUGAAUACUUCUCAUGGAUGGAAAAAUAAAAGAAUGUAUUUUGUACGACUG
Molecule: messenger RNA, 2843 nt
Organism: Betta splendens (Siamese fighting fish)
Lineage: Eukaryota; Metazoa; Chordata; Actinopteri; Anabantiformes; Osphronemidae
Gene: dkk2
Product: dickkopf WNT signaling pathway inhibitor 2
Exons: 4
Coding region: 412-1149 (245 amino acids)
Biological process (GO): negative regulation of canonical Wnt signaling pathway; multicellular organism development
Cellular component (GO): extracellular region
Molecular function (GO): receptor antagonist activity; co-receptor binding
Source: RefSeq, a predicted model, not a curated record